AUGACAUCUGCUGGGAAUAGGCAACAAAAACUGGAACAUCAGAAACACCUUCUAGAGCAAAAAAUUAAACAGAAAAGGCAAUUGUUUGGUAUGGUACAUGCUUCAGAUGCAGCUACAUCAUUUAACAAACAGAAACUGAGUAUACUCAGUGAAAGUAGUAAACGUGAAAUUGGCGAUAGAGACUUACAUGGUUAUGAUGGGCCAUUACAAUUUACCAUGAUGCAUGGCAACCCUGAUUCAGGAGAAAAUAUUACUGGACUUGUAGAAAAUAUAUCUGAAGGCAGUGAUGACGUUUUGAACUCAAGAGUUGAACUUCUUAAUUUUGAAAAUAAUGAAAUGGAGGUUGAAGAUACCGAAUCUUCACCUGUUACUCCUCAAACUCCUGUCGACAGUUUUGAUACUGGUAGUGUUAUUUCACCUGAAACAUUUUCUGGACAGUUUAUUUAUUCCAGUUUAAGUAGCGAAGUUUCAGAAAUUCAAGGUGAUUUUUUUGGAAAUCUUGAAAAAUUUGUUAUGGAACCAGCUGCCCAGCAUGUACAUUAUAAAUGUCGCAUAACUAGAGAUCGUAAGGGUAUGGAUAGAGGACUUUAUCCUACAUAUUUUCUGCACUUGGAAAGAGACUAUGGUAAAAAGAUAUUUUUAUUGGCUGGAAGAAAGCGUAAAAAGAGUACCACUAGCAAUUAUCUAAUUUCCAUUGAUCCUACUGAUCUCUCACGUGGUGGAGAAGCAUUUGUUGGUAAAUUGAGAUCAAAUCUUCUUGGGACUCAGUUCACUGUUUAUGACAAUGGGAAAUCACCUAAACAAAUUACCUCCAGAGAUCAAACAAGUUUACCUAGACAAGAAUUAGCUGCUGUUGUAUAUGAUACUAAUGUACUAGGGUUCAAAGGUCCACGGAAAAUGACUGUAAUAUUACCAGGUAUGACAGCAAAUAAUCAGAGAGUUAGCAUUGUUCCUACUGAUGAUACUGAGACAUUACUUGAAUGUUAUCGAACCAAAACCAUGGAUAACCUAAUCCAGCUGCACAAUAAAACUCCUUCUUGGAAUGAUGAUACGCAAUCUUAUGUUCUAAAUUUUCAUGGAAGAGUAACUCAAGCAUCUGUGAAAAAUUUUCAAAUCGUUCAUGAUUCAGAUGUGGAUUAUGUAGUAAUGCAGUUUGGAAGAGUUGCUGAAGAUGUAUUUACUAUGGAUUAUCGUUACCCAAUGUGUGCUCUUCAGGCCUUUGCAAUUGCCCUUAGCAGUUUUGAUAGUAAGCUUGCUUGUGAAUAG
This is a messenger RNA of Nezara viridula (southern green stink bug), 1266 nucleotides long. The record is from the annotation of a GenBank genome assembly. NCBI's taxonomy places the organism in Eukaryota, Metazoa, Arthropoda, Insecta, Hemiptera, Pentatomidae.